CUUUGUUGAGCGGCCGCGUCGAGAACAGCUCGCGGCACUCUUGCCCUCUGUCCCCCUCCCUCACUUAUACGGCUCGGACCCAGGACAGCUAUAGGCGUGUCGCGUGAUUCUUCGGCAUGCCACCAUGCCAUCCUAUGCGGAUCAGAUGGCAGAAUCGCACGCAGCCUUACGUCGCCGAAGCGGUCCCGUACGUCUGACGAUCUCGCGUGGACGCCCUUACUUAGAUGGGCGUGGAGAGGUGUGGUACGGCGACCACUGGGAGGAGGAAGAGGUCAUGGACACCGACGAGAUGAUGUCCCUGACUGAGCAGCAGCAAUUCAUCAGUACUACUUUGCGGUCGACGUCACCGAUAGCCGGCACCCCCUCGGGAUCUUCUCUGGCAAAGGUGCUCUCGGGUCUCUCCGUGGGCGCGAGUGUGCUCCUUGUCAUCGAUACAAAUACGCUCAUUUCGUGUCUCAAUCUGCUCGGAGCGCUUUUCGACGAGCUCUUCCACCUCAACCUCACCGCGCUCGAGACAAGCCAAGCGCAGGCUCCCUUGACGAUCCUUAUUCCCAAUGUCGUCGUUGAGGAACUGGACGGGCUCAAGCAUCUCCAUCGGGAAACUACGCUCAGACGGUCCGCUGCUUCGAGGCAAAGAAUGUCUCAUUCCGUGGGCGCACUGGCGAGAAAGGCAAACAAAUGGAUGCUUAUGGCUCUCCAAACUCAGAAGCGCACAACAUGCGCAUCGCCCAUCGCGCCCCGCGACCGAAUCGCCGUACCGGAACACUCCUGGGCUCUGCACGUCGAAAAUAAGAGCCACGCGCUGGCAGUACAGCAGCAGGCCGGGACGGACCACGCUCUUGAACUCUCGGCGGACCAGCAAAUCAUCUUGCUCUGCCGACAUCUCAACCGCAUCAGCGGCAGUCCAGCAUGUCUCUGCACGAGUGACGCAAACGCCCGGCUUUCUGCGGAAGCCGAAUCCAUUUCGACCUUUGACCUUGAUGAUCUCGACCUCACUGGAAUUAACAUCAACGGUGACAAUGACGGCGAAGAGCGACGCGGUUGGCAUGCCUUGGCUCGCGACCUCAUCGACCAGUGGAAGGCCCAGAUGGGCCUCAUCGGCAAUGGCGGCGGCAGCGGCGGCGAUGAUGAUGACAAAUUCAACGACCCAAUGACAGACGACCCGCACCCAACGGCUUCGAUGGCAGCUUCUGACCAGACGCGGUUCGACAGCGCACACGCGGCUGAUACUGGCUUGACAACAUCGACGACUAUGCUGACCCUCUCCUCGCCCUCUCGACAUCGACUCCCGGCUUCAGCGAAUGGACCAGCACGCCCUUCGCCGAUGUCAGCGCGUCGCCUCGCUCAACGCAUCACCCCAGACGACUACCCCGACGACACAGACCGGACGACGGGCUCCAGCUUCUGGGCUCCCGAGCGACAGAUCCGAUGAGACUUUCUCCCCGUCAAUUACCCAAUUAAUCUACAAUAAUCACCGCCCAGAUCUUGGCUCAAAAGGAGAGAGACUGACGAUGUAACAUUACAACAAUCCAUGCCACUCGAUCCAAACCUAAUUAGACUAACAUUAGAAUUGACACUCUCUUAUACAAUGC
Messenger RNA from Acaromyces ingoldii, 1592 nucleotides. RefSeq lists its product as hypothetical. The record is from RefSeq and is a predicted model, not a curated record. Gene Ontology annotation, cellular component: nucleus. The coding region runs from base 125 to 1432 and encodes 435 amino acids. NCBI's taxonomy places the organism in Eukaryota, Fungi, Basidiomycota, Exobasidiomycetes, Exobasidiales, Cryptobasidiaceae. The transcript is spliced from 2 exons.